Messenger RNA from Dichotomopilus funicola, 879 nucleotides. RefSeq lists its product as uncharacterized. The transcript has a single exon. The coding region runs from base 1 to 879 and encodes 292 amino acids. The record is from RefSeq and is a predicted model, not a curated record. Lineage: Eukaryota; Fungi; Ascomycota; Sordariomycetes; Sordariales; Chaetomiaceae.
AUGAUAUCCAGCACUCUCCUCCUCGAAGGCCUCCUCCCCUUCCUCCUGCUCUUCUCAACCCCAAUCCUUGCCGCCAGAUCCGAUGAUGACACCCCCUUCAUCCGCAGCAUCUUUCUUUUCAAAGACGUCCUGAAGUCCAACACCACCGCCCUCCAAACUUCCGGCUUCAACACCCUCAUCAUCUUCGGCGUGGGCGUGCUCGCCAAUGGCGAUAUCAUGUACUACUCCAACACCCCUGGCAGCAGCGACACUUUGAUCGCCUCCAACGGGACCUACGUCGGGGGCGACACCCUCGCGGCGAAGGUCCGUUCGUUUAAGGAAGCCGAGGAAACAACACAUGGUGAUGAUGAUGUGGCGGCCACGGGGGAUGUCGACCGGGUGGAAAUCUCAAUGAACGCGCAGAAUAUCCGGGAAUUGAUGUCGACGACGACGGCCGAAUCGAUCUUGUACCAGAACUUUGUAGCCCUGAAAGAGGCCUGGGCGCUCGACGCAGUUAAUAAUGACGACGAGAGCAUCUAUGAUACGGCGAGCACAGUUGCGUUUGCGAAGAUGCUUGGUACAGCUGGGUAUCGGUACACUAUUGCGCCGUACACGAGAACCUCCUUUUGGGCCGGCGUAGUAUCGGGAGCGAACUCCGAUGAUAGUGGCGGAGAAGAAGGAAAGGUGCUGGAUCGGGUGUACCUCCAGUUGUAUGAUGGCGGAGCGGGGAAUCGGCCGGGAGAUUGGCAGACAGCGCUGGGGAUGAAGGUUGUGCCGAUUUUGUGGGUGGUGAAUGAUUCGAAGCCGCAGUUUGGGCAGACGCCGGCCCAGGCUGGGGAGAGGUUUGCGCAGUGGAAAGAGCAGGAUGGGGUAGCGGGGGGUGGGUGGGUAUUGGAAUGA